AUGGAUGCUCCGUUCAUGGCGGAAGUGCUCAAGCUUCUUCCCUUUACGGCGACGGCCGACGGGUAUGAGGGCCUUGAGCAUCUAGAUGAAGGAGACGGAGAGGAAGAUGUAGGCGGAGUUGGAGAGCCAGAGGGAGAGGGAGUAGAGAGCGCCGAUGGGGACGACGGAGGAGAGGUAGAGGUCGCGGGACAUGGUGACGGGCUCGACGAGGAGGAAGGUGAGGGAGGAGCAGAGGGAGACGCGGACGAGGAGGAUCGCAUCGAUGGGGACGACAGAGGAGAGAUAGAGGUCGCGGGACAUGGUGACGAGCUCGACGAGGAGGAAGGCGAGGGAGGAGCAGAGGGAGACGCGGACGAGGAGGAUCGAGAGAUGGAUCGAGAGAUGAUGUCUGUGUGUGUGUGUGGGAGAACUAGAGAAGGGAGAAGGGAAGGGAGAAAACUCAGAAGAGAGAAGGAAGGGAGAAGACUCAGAACUCAGAAGAGAGAAAAGGAAGGAUCGAGAGACUGA
Messenger RNA from Malus domestica (apple), 507 nucleotides. Lineage: Eukaryota; Viridiplantae; Streptophyta; Magnoliopsida; Rosales; Rosaceae. The record is from RefSeq and is a predicted model, not a curated record.